AUGGAUGAAGAGUUUGUAUCAAUAAUGCAAAAUAUAAAAGCGGCUUAUCAUGCAUUAGAGCAACCACAAGAAAAAAGUAAAGUGCAGCGGUUGAUAAGAGACCUUGCUGGUCUAUCUCUAACAGAUGAGCAAAGAGUUCAGCGGAACGAACUUGCAAAAGCAUUGCUUUUCAAGCUAAAAUACAGUGGGUUAUUUGGACUCAGGGCCAAUGAUUCAAACGUUUCUAGACUGGAAGAAAAAUGUGAAAGCGGAGAUAACCAAGUUAGCGGGAGGCAACAUUUGUGUGAUUUGGAGAUAACACAAGAGGCUAAAUAUGGUAGUGGAAGGUAUGCGCCAGUGCCCAGUAAAGCCAGACGAUCCCAGCUACGGGAUAAUUAUCGAAAGAAAGAAGUGAAACGCAAGAAAAAUGAUCAACUCUACAGGAGAAAUAUGAAGCUUAGAACUAGUAAUUUUCUACCGCAUCGCGAAAUGAGUCUGAGAUCUCAGAGGGAACGUGUAGAAGAACUGAGAAACAGCGCCACUGAUACCGAUACGGUGAACCGUGCAGACGAGUGUGGAGAUGGUGAGACGGAUUUUGCUGGUGAAAAAGUCAACAAUGUGUCUGGACAGAGGCAGAGACUCAGUUUGAAUGAGCAGCUUAAAGAAGUGUGGAGCAGGAAUGCCGGUCAGAAGUUAAAAGCGAGAGAAUAUGGGUGUCCGGAGAGCAAAGUGGAGGAGUUGCAACAGCGGGCUCAAAUGGCAGAGGCGGAUUUCUACGAACACUUGGUGGAAGUGCGACGGGAGAGUGAAAUUGAAUUGGCCAAAACGAUCACUCGAAAGAAUGCGGAGCUCAAAGCCCUUCAGGAGGAGACGGAAUGCAAGCAUCGGGAGAUGAAGCAAUCAGUGGAUAUGCUGGAAAGGCAAUUAGCAGCAGCCAUAGAAAACGCAGAUCAAGUCCGGAGACAGUGUGAAGAACAGUCGAAACAGAUGCAAGCCUCAAUAAACGCUCAACUGGAAAAGUUGUUCCAAGAGAACGCUGAGCAUAGUGAGCAUUUGGAUCAAAAGCAUGCGGAAGAAAUACAUCAACUCAAAACGGCACACGAUUCAGACCUGUUACGUUUGAAGGAACAAACAGCAACGGUUGAGAAACUGAGGGCAGAUUUGAAUGAACAGGCCAGACACGUUAAACAAAUGGAAAUACUCUGUGCUGAAUUGACGGAAGAACGGAACAAUGCACUCGAACAGCGUCAACUGAUGGAACACGAAUUAAACGAGAGAACGGAGCGUAUCGUCGAAAUGCAGAAUGAGCUAAAUGAAACAAGCCUAAGGCUAAGGAACCUAGAGGUGGAACAUGACCGGUGCUUACGACAACAGACGGACGCAAUUAUGCACAUGCAACAUGAAACGGUGAAACAAAUGUCCAAAACCCAACAGAAUUGCACAGAUGCACUCAACGCUUUGAACACAAUGAUUGGACAACUGACAGCGGAGGUACUUGCAAGGAAAUUUUCCCAUAUCCUUUAUGAAUAUCCAGAUCAAACGAGAUUCUUUACGAGUAAACUGCGUCUUUCGGACACAUACAGUGAAAGAGACUGUAUACAGAAAUUCUACAUCUCUUGGUGCCGAAUGUUGAUUCAGACUGAAGCCGUUAAUGAUAGUUCCCAUUAG
Molecule: messenger RNA, 1647 nt
Organism: Dicrocoelium dendriticum
Lineage: Eukaryota; Metazoa; Platyhelminthes; Trematoda; Plagiorchiida; Dicrocoeliidae
Source: the annotation of a GenBank genome assembly